Messenger RNA from Drepanopeziza brunnea f. sp. 'multigermtubi' MB_m1, 396 nucleotides. RefSeq lists its product as uncharacterized. The record is from RefSeq and is a predicted model, not a curated record. NCBI's taxonomy places the organism in Eukaryota, Fungi, Ascomycota, Leotiomycetes, Helotiales, Drepanopezizaceae.
AUGCAACUCAUCAAGAUCUCUCUAAUUGCCGCUGCCGUGCUUUCGGGCUUUGCCUUUGCAGGCCUUUCGGAUAUCGAUGACAUCCCUGGAGAGUGCAAAGUCCGUUGCGCCAGCAUCAAAAGGAUCGGUAGAACAUGCAGAUUUACCCACAUUGGCAAUAAGAACGAGGUCAGCUGUAUAUGCAACGCGCCAGAUGCCCAGGAGUUCACUGAAUCCUGCUCAAAAUGCGUCGAGCCAUUGUGGCAGGAAGCUAAGGAGCACGAUAUCACCCAAAUCAAGAAAGCUUGCAACUGGGGGACUAAACCACAGCCUACCCCGACUAGCUCUGUGCCAGCCUUCACCAACUGGCCCAAGGCCACCGGCCUUGGGCCACUCCCAGGCCGCCGUCCCUCCUAA